Myotis lucifugus (little brown bat) is the source of this 790-nucleotide messenger RNA. RefSeq lists its product as uncharacterized. The record is from RefSeq and is a predicted model, not a curated record. The coding region runs from base 1 to 732 and encodes 243 amino acids. The transcript has 4 exons. NCBI's taxonomy places the organism in Eukaryota, Metazoa, Chordata, Mammalia, Chiroptera, Vespertilionidae.
AUGGAGCAGAGCAUCACCCCUGCCAGCAGCCACAGAGAGAUCUGGGCCAUUGCGAGUUCCAGUGAUUCAGGGGACGACCGCCAGGGGGAGAGGAAGCACUGGCCGGCCCCACAGAGCGCCUGGUGCUGCUUUAAUAGUGAAGGUGAAACCCUCCAUUCCUGCGCCGCAGCCGCCACUGAAGAAGGAGCUCUGCCUGCGCCUCCCGAGCACAUUGUUCUCAGGAAACUAGCACCGGCCCGGGCCUUCUCCUCGCUUCCCCAGGAGUGUGGGGCUUUCCUUUUGCACCGAAGCUCCAGCGAGGCCAUUUUCACCGGGAAUCCGUGUGCUGGGGGGUCAGAGGCUGGAAGGAGAGCGUGUUGGGGGGUUUGCACAGAAUCGGGGCGCUUUGUGCGCGAGGUGCCCUCAGACUCAGAGCAGGACACGGGAAGGACUGGCGCGACUGCUCCGCGCUGGGGACGCUGUGGGGUUUGCACCUUGAAUGAAUCGUUAAAAGGAAAACUUGGUGCUGUGUACAGGCUGCAGAGAACAGUUAGCAGCAUUAUUCACUGUGGCCGACACAUGGAGACCACCAACGUGUCCUUCAAUAGAGAAUUGGUGAAAGAAGACGUGGAACAUAGAUGCCAUGGAAUACUAAUAAGAAAAGAUGAAAUACUGAAAUUUGGGACAACGUGGAUGGUUCCUGAGAAUAUUAUGCUACGUGAAAUAAGUGAAGCAGAAAAAGCUGAGCACUAGGUGCUGUCAUAUGUAGGAUGUCAAACUAAACUCAUGGACACAAACAGUAGUGUGGUGG